Messenger RNA from Lactuca virosa, 312 nucleotides. The record is from the annotation of a GenBank genome assembly. NCBI's taxonomy places the organism in Eukaryota, Viridiplantae, Streptophyta, Magnoliopsida, Asterales, Asteraceae.
AUGUCUGGCCGUGGAAAAGGAGGAAAAGGGCUAGAAAAGGGAGGAGCAAAGCGUCAUCGGAAAGUUCUCAGGGAUAACAUCCAGGGAAUCACAAAGCCGGUGAUCAGGAGACUGGCGAGGAGAGGAGGAGUGAAGAGGAUCAGCGGUUUGAUCUACGAAGAGACGCGAGGUGUUCUCAAGAUCUUUUUGGAGAAUGUCAUUCGUGAUGCUGUUACCUACAUUGAACACGCUCGUAGGAAGACUGUGACAUCCAUGGAUGUUGUGUAUGCUUUGAAGAGGCAAGGAAGAACUUUGUAUGGAUUCGGAGGUUAA